AUGGGAAUGUCGACCGGAACAACGACCACGUCGCCCAUUCAGAUGCAACAACUCCCCGCAAAUCAAAGUCAGUCGCAGCCAGUGCUUCAAGCCCCUGUUCGCCAAUCAACAGGAGGCUCACUAUCCGCAAAACUAGCUGCAGCUCGUCCUAUCCAGAGCUUUCUGACGGUGACAUCCUCGCAAGGCUCCCAACAGCAAACAUUCAGCGAUGACGAGAAAAGAACAUGGGCAUUCAAAUUCAAAGGCUAUCCGGCGCUUGCUCGAUGGAUGGGGGCUUCGGAAGACUUCUUCCUCAUACGACGCUUCGGCGACCUCAACGCUCGAGUUUUAUUGGCCAUGCAGGACGAUAUUAUGCAGUUGGAAGAAAGGCUGCAAACAAUCGACAAACGCUACGAGGAUGCAUUCUUCGACAAGGCUACUCAAAAACCACUGACACCAUCCCGCAAUGAUACGUUACGGUGCGACCCGGAUCCCGAGCGCAGACAGAUCCUCGGAAAGCUGAGACCUAUGCUAAAAGAAUAUAACGAAAGCGUCGUCGCCUUCUCUGACAUGAGAGCUCGCACCACCGCCAACGAACGACAAAUAGCAAAUCUCGAAAACUGGGUGUACUACAACUAUCCCGGCGCCAUUGAUCCGGAAGAGACUAAAUUCGUCAAGCAUCACGAAGAUCUCAUCCCUAUCAUCACCAAGGGCAGAUCACCACUGCGGCAUCUGGUUGAAAAGUCCCGCAAACUCCGAUCCUGUGGGCUCUUCAGCGUCAGCAAAAGUGGAGGCACUCCCACGAGCAGUUUCUACAGCGGCCGCAAAAUGGAUGCUUUUACCAACGCGGUCAUCAUUGUGCUCGGCCUGAUGAUGUUGUUCGGCCCAAUUUGGUGGCUGAAUGCCAUGCAGAGCGCCGAUGGCAAAUUGGGUAUCAUUACGGGCUUCACCUUUUUGUUUACGAUUGUCCUAGUCUGCAGCAGCGUGGAACAACCCUUUCAAAUCCUGGCAGGAACGGCAGCCUACGCUGCGGUAUUGAUGGUCUUUAUGCAGACCACGUCGUCGCAGACCUGA
This is a messenger RNA of Exophiala xenobiotica, 1053 nucleotides long. RefSeq lists its product as uncharacterized. NCBI's taxonomy places the organism in Eukaryota, Fungi, Ascomycota, Eurotiomycetes, Chaetothyriales, Herpotrichiellaceae. Bases 1 to 1053 code for a protein of 350 amino acids. The transcript has 2 exons. The record is from RefSeq and is a predicted model, not a curated record.